AUGACUACCCAGACUACGGGUCAGCAACUACCUCACUCCACUGCUUCGGCAACAGUGCCUCAAAGCGUUCUUUCGCUACCUCACGUUGUUCGGACCCAGCACGGGAAGGUCUUGAGGCCUCAACAUGAUCCUCGAGCAUUCAUUGAGAACGAGUUGGAUGUCAGCAUUCUAGACGGACUCGAACGCUGGCUCUGGCUUGCUGGCAGAGUCGACAACAUCCGACCUUUACACCACCAGCGAUUGCUUCGUCGAGAAAUUGUGCUGACCGAGCGUUCAAAGGCGCAUCUGCUAUGGACAGAGAACAGGAUUUUUCUCAAGCCGCUCCCUGCUUGGUUGCUUGACACCAAUUUCGUACAGGACAAUGUACCAAAAGACGCUCCUUGCCUGAAACAGGCAAAGGGUUUCCUUCGCAGCUAUCUCCUCCUCCUGCAGUAUGAAAGCGAUUUUAUGCUGGCCAAAGAACUCCACCUUAUACCCGAAGAGCUGGCCUGGAAAAAUUGGCUCGACAUUGUCGAAAAGCACGCCCACCUGCUCUUGGAAGGUAGGCAUGCCAGAAGUCCACGGUACCACUACGGCGAGCUACGAUUGUACCGUGUCAAUCUUCUCUACAGAUUCCUGCCACCAUUCCAUGCCGACCGAUUCUUUCGUGGAUAUCUUUAUGGACAUGCCAACUACAAAGGCUUUAUACAGCGCAACUUCGCCUGGCUGUUGGUGGCCUUCUUGUACAUCACAAUAGUUCUGACGGCGAUGCAGCUCGGAUUAGCUACGCCACAACUUACCAACGACAAGAGCUUCGAGCGCGCCUCUUACGGAUUCGCCGUCUUCUCGAUCAUUCUACCGCUCGCUGCUAUUGUUUACAUGAUUGUCUUAUCAGUCAUCAUGGUCAUUUACAAUGUGACUACCACGCUGCUGCAUGUUCGAAGCAUCAAUAUGGCUCAGCAGACACCAUCGAGUGACAGGCCGAGCACAACCUCUGCCUGA
Molecule: messenger RNA, 981 nt
Organism: Cyphellophora attinorum
Lineage: Eukaryota; Fungi; Ascomycota; Eurotiomycetes; Chaetothyriales; Cyphellophoraceae
Exons: 1
Coding region: 1-981 (326 amino acids)
Source: RefSeq, a predicted model, not a curated record